Messenger RNA from Cetraspora pellucida, 1125 nucleotides. The record is from the annotation of a GenBank genome assembly. Lineage: Eukaryota; Fungi; Glomeromycota; Glomeromycetes; Diversisporales; Gigasporaceae.
AUGGAACACGGCAACAACGAUUACUAUUACUCUGCAGAGAGAUACGCUCAACGAGAACAAUUACGAGAACCAUUACGAGAACAUUUCUUUGAACAAGAAUCACGACAAUCACAAGAUUAUCAUCCUCAACAAAGGUCGACGUUCGACGAUAGCAUGUUGUCCGAGAAUCCUCAUCCCGUGUCACUUUUUCGAUCACCAUCGCGAUCCCAAAAUCAUAAUUCGUCUCCUAAUCCACAACCACAACAACAAAUUCAAUCUUUACAAGAUUCACAAAAGAAAAGUUCUUUCAAACGACAAAUAAUCACAGGUCCUAAUACACCUCCGUUAACUCCCCCUCGUCAUCAUCGUCCUUAUAAGAGACGAAGUUCUUCAACUUUAGUUGUUAAGAAAUCCGAUGGUGCGAUGGUUAGUUUAUUGAAUGAUGAUGACGAUUCGACCUUAUCUCCAACUUCUAUGUUCUCUGAUGACGAAUCGGUGUUUUCUUCGGUUUCUAGUUGUGGAUGCUCUGAUGAUGGUUUGGCUUCUCAUACAAAUACUCAAAGACCACGUACUUCUUCAAAUCCUUCUCUCACAAAUACUACCACAGUAAAUAAACGUAAAUAUAUUUGUCAACAUCCUGAUUGUGGUAAAAGCUUUACUACAAGCGGUCAUCUUGCUCGUCAUAAUAGGAUACACACUGGAGAAAAAAAUUUUCCUUGCUUAAUGCCAGGUUGCACAUCAAAAUUCUCCCGUCAAGAUAAUAUGAUGCAACAUUACAGAACACAUUUGUCUUCUAAAAGUCGACGUGGUUCAAAGUCUGGUAUUCACACUCCUCCACCUCAGCCACAAACAUCUUGUCCCAAUAUUGAACCUCAAUCAAAACGUGUUAGAUGUAUGUCUACACCAACUUCUACGCCUAUAACAUCAUCAUCAACAACUGUUGUUUAUCAUUCUUCAAUGACAAACUUACCAUCAGUUAGACCAACAUUGUUUCAAGAACCUGUUCAUUUACCUCCAAUUCAUUCCAUGAUGUCACCUGUUAUCUCUUUACCUCAACCUUCUUCACAUCAUCAUAUGAGAAGUGGUAGAAUAGAUAACAUAAACAAUUCUAUUGGAAUGACAAAUUAUGUUAGCAUCAUGGGUUAA